AUGGUUAAAAUUGCUUGGGGAAGAUGGGCAUUUUGGAGUAGCAUCAUCGUUGGUUCUGGAUAUGGUUUGAUGGUUGGAUUGACACCAUCCGACGAGGAAUUAUAUAAUAAGCUCUCACCAGAUUUACAGAGGAGGGUCGAUCAACAACGUAAACAAAGGUUACAGUUAGAAAAACAAGGAGAUUUAGAGAAAGCAAAUGCAUUACCAACAAAUAAAAUUGUAUAA
Wallemia mellicola CBS 633.66 is the source of this 225-nucleotide messenger RNA. RefSeq lists its product as hypothetical. The coding region runs from base 1 to 225 and encodes 74 amino acids. The record is from RefSeq and is a predicted model, not a curated record. The transcript is spliced from 3 exons. Lineage: Eukaryota; Fungi; Basidiomycota; Wallemiomycetes; Wallemiales; Wallemiaceae.